Molecule: messenger RNA, 1323 nt
Organism: Xenopus tropicalis (tropical clawed frog)
Lineage: Eukaryota; Metazoa; Chordata; Amphibia; Anura; Pipidae
Gene: trub2
Product: TruB pseudouridine (psi) synthase family member 2
Exons: 9
Coding region: 203-1180 (325 amino acids)
Biological process (GO): pseudouridine synthesis; RNA modification; RNA processing
Cellular component (GO): mitochondrial matrix
Molecular function (GO): tRNA pseudouridine(55) synthase activity; pseudouridine synthase activity; RNA binding
Source: RefSeq, a predicted model, not a curated record
GUGACGGUGCAGAGGCGGAUGUUUAUGGCGGCGCCCGUAAGCGGCAUGAACUUGUGUUAAUGUGACAGGCCGAGCUGAGGCUGCUGGGAUUGGGGAAUUGAGCGGCAGGUCCGACUGAGCCACUGCUGGUUAUCCCUGUCACAGAGCCGCUUGUGUGAAUCAUCAUUGCGCUUUGCAGAACAUGAAGUGAUUGGGUGGAAUCAUGGCCCAAUUCGCCCCUGGGGUCUUCCGCACGUUACACGGGCUCUUCGCUGUGUAUAAACCCCCCGGGGUUCACUGGAAGUCGGUGCGGGAUACAGUGGAGACAAAUCUGCUGAAAGAACUGAAUGCGCUAAAGCAGCGAGCCCCCCGACAGCAGAUCCGAUUCCUGCCGGCGGGUACAGAAGGGAGCAAUGGGCUGGAGGUAACCAGAGUCCCCAGCGCUGUCCCAGUCCUGGCUGAUCAUGUCCUGGUUAAAGGGCCAGCGUUCACCCACAUCCGAGUUGGGACAGGCCACAGGCUGGAUAUUCAGUCCUCUGGAGUUUUUGUGCUGGGGAUCGGACACGGUAACAAACUCCUGAAGGAUAUGUACAACAGCCACUUCACCCGGGAUUACACAGUACGGGGCAUGCUGGGUAAAGCUACGGAAGAUUUCACAGAGCUCGGGAAAACCAUUGAGAAGACCACAUACGAUCACAUCACAAGGGAGAAGCUGGAGCGGAUCCUGGCUGUGAUUCAAGGGACCAACCAGAAGGCGCUGAUCACUCAUUCCCACUUGGACCUGCAGAGCCAGGAGGCCUACGAGCUAGCGGUACAAGGGAAGCUCCGCCCAAUGGUAAAGUCUCCUCCUAUAAUUCUAGGAAUACGCUGCCUUGAGUUUUCACCACCUGAAUUCACACUUGAGAUCCAGUGCAUGCAUGAAACCCAGCAGUACCUGCGCAAAAUGAUCCAUGAGAUUGGGCUGGAGCUGCGCUCAUCCGCUGUUUGCACCCAGGUGCGCCGGAGUCGAGACGGCCCCUUCACAGUGGAUUGCUCCCUGCUCCGGACUCAGUGGGACCUCGGCAGCAUUCAGGGGGCAAUAAGGGAGCGCCGGGCCCAAACAGAGGGAGUGAGUAGAGGGAACCCAGACAGAGAAGCAGCCGAGGGGCCCAUCCCGGGGCCAAGCCGUGGCGCAGAGGGAGAAGGAGAGCUACAAGCCUGACUGGAUCAUAUGGACUUGGAACCAGCCCCCCAGGAAAAACCUUUAAAAAGUGUUUUAUUUACUGAAAAAAGGGGAUACAGAUGUCAGAAUUAAACAAAAACUCUUUAUUUGUAUCUGAAAACAAUGUCAGUUUCUGGUACGGA